AUGGCGGAGCUCCUUAGCACUAAGACAUGGCGUCUCAAGGACGUCCUCUUCGACCAAGGUGCAGAGCAGGUGGUGCGUGUGCUGAAGAUUGACCAUCCGUUCCGCCGCCAGCGCAUUACCAUCGUGCCCACCCCGCGCUACGCCAAAGAAACGUAUCUGACGGACUGGGUGUACCAGCCCUAUGUGAAGAAACACAUCAUGUACGUCAGUAAUGACAUCUACAAUCCAUUUUACGUCUUCCUAUGCCGCGCACUGUUUCGCAAAGGCAAAUUCCCUGAGUAUGCCUACUUCCACCCUAUGGGACUGCCGGACUGCAUUGAAGUGAACCUCAGCCGACGUGUCUUUAUCAAGAAGGAACAGCCCUUCAAGACGCCGCUAAGCACCAUUUUAAUGACGACAAAUCACUUCCGCGACUCGCAUCACCCGUGGGUCUCACGCCGCGUCCUCAAAAUAGUCGGUGAGCAGUACGUUGUGCAUCCUCGAAAUGACAAGCAAUCGCUGGUGUUUGUGCUGCCACCUUCCUACGUCCCAGAUGUGGUCAACACGUUGCAAAGUCUUGGAUUUGCUGUGGCCGAUACGGUGACAGCUUCCAUUGGUGAGGCGACCACCAUCACAAAACUGAACAGCUGGAGCAACAAAUGCCAGCUGCUCGUGCUCGGGUAUCUAUGGUUUCUUUUGGUGCUCUUCAUCGUAGGCGAGAGCCGCCAUAUUCAUCGCCUCUUUCAAGACUACAAGAGAGAGCUGAUUGAGAAGGCAGGCAAAGAUCCCGGUAAGAUGGGCCUUUAG
This is a messenger RNA of Leishmania braziliensis MHOM/BR/75/M2904, 786 nucleotides long. RefSeq lists its product as hypothetical. The coding region runs from base 1 to 786 and encodes 261 amino acids. NCBI's taxonomy places the organism in Eukaryota, Euglenozoa, Kinetoplastea, Trypanosomatida, Trypanosomatidae. The record is from RefSeq and is a predicted model, not a curated record. The transcript has a single exon.